AUGGAAUCAACAUCCUCUGCUUCGACGUCAUCCACACCGGUCAACGAUCAACAGGCCAAUCAUUUAAAACCAAUUAUAAGAGAGAAGGGAUUAGGUGUCUUGUCAGUCAUUCCCGACAUUGGUAUUAUUGAAUUGAUGAUUCCAUAUUUGAGCAAGGCUGAAAUUUGUCAACUAGCACUUGUCUCAAAAACAUUUCUUGUGUUGAGUGAAGAUGACAAGUUGUGGAGACUCUUUGUGUUAAAUGAAUUUGAAGGCAACUUUUGGUAUCAGUUUUGUUGGAAAUAUACCUACAUUCACACAUGGUAUGCAAAACAUCGACCAAACACACCAUGUCCUUACACGGGAUAUACGUCCACUCUUUAUACACGAUGGUCUAAAAGUGGUUAUGACAUGAACCAAUUUGAAAUUCCCUUUUCACACAUUCAAAGAAUUGCAGCCGAUAGUAUUACCUACGAAGAAUUUGUAGAACGAUAUGCCAAAUAUCAAGUACCAGUCAUCAUAACUGGAGCUCUCAAUUCAUGGAAGGCAAUGGAAAAUUGGAAGUUUGAUAAUUUCUUGGAAAAGUAUGGAGAAGUAGAAUUCAAGACCGAUCAAGCAGUGUCACACUUGUAUCCUCAUUAUUCUGAACUUUAUCAGCAAUAUUUACAAGACAAGAAGGAUGGAAAGGAUCUCAGCAAAUAUGACAAUGAAAGAAGACAGGGAAAUAUUAAGAUCAAAUUUAGAAAUUACUAUCAUUACAUGCAUAACAAUAAGGAUGAAAAUCCAAUUUAUAUUUUUGACUCCAAGUUUGGAGAACGUGACAAGAGACUUAUUGAGGAAUAUGAAGUUCCUCAAUUUUUCAAAGAGGAUUUCUUUGAACAAUGCCUCGAUGAAGAGGAUCGACCACUCUUCAGAUGGAUUGUAAUUGGUCCUGCAAGAAGUGGAACUCAAUUUCACAUGGAUCCAUAUUUGACCUCAGCAUGGAAUGCAUUAAUUUGUGGAAGAAAAAGAUGGCUCUUUUAUCCAUUAAAUCAUGUAAGCGAAGAUUUGGAAGAAGCCAUCGAAGAAAUGAAACACGAAGAGCAGGAAAUCAUCAAAGAGAGAUUAAUGUUCGAGAAACAAAUCAAAACACAGUUACUCCAUGAAGGCAAGAUUGGCAAGAUUUAUGACGACGAAUUUGAAAUUAAGGACUCUAACAAACCCAUUCCAAGUUACGUGCCAUGCUCUGAACCUUUAGAGUGGCUUACCGACGAGUACUAUACUGCAAUCAAUCAAGGUAGAAGACCUUGGGAGUGUGUCCAAUAUCCAGGAGACCUCAUCUUUGUUCCAAGUGGAUGGUGGCAUAUGGUAUUGAAUUUGGAUGAUACCAUGGCAGUCACUCAAAACUUUUGUGAUUCCUCCAAUGCUCAUUUGGUCUAUGCCGAUGUAAUUAAGAGAAAUCCCAGAUUGGCCAAAUUAUUGAGAAGAGGUUUGGCAAGAAUUGGUAAAAUUGAUCUCAUUAAGCCAUACAUUUCUGAGGAGGAAUAUCAAGAUGCCAUCACCAAGGCCCAUGAAAAGGAUCCCAUGAAGUAA
This is a messenger RNA of Naegleria fowleri, 1551 nucleotides long. RefSeq lists its product as uncharacterized. Gene Ontology annotation, molecular function: protein binding. The transcript has 3 exons. The coding region runs from base 1 to 1551 and encodes 516 amino acids. Lineage: Eukaryota; Heterolobosea; Eutetramitea; Acrasida; Naegleriidae. The record is from RefSeq and is a predicted model, not a curated record.